CAUUGCCAACUAUAUACUAUGAUCGUGGAGGGCACCCCCUUAGGUAUGGGCUUGGUGUUUUAACAAAGACGAGAGUAAAAGAUGGAAGAGGAGAGGGAAAAGACGAGAGGAGAGGGAGAGAAAGAGCGGAUAGAGAGAGAACGUGAAAAAUCAUAGGAGGUUUGGAUACACUGGGUGCAUGAAACUCACCAAGUGUAGAGUCGGUUAAAUCAGUGAGACCUAAUUGUUUGUUUAUCUCACUCUUGCCUAAUCUCAUCGACUACUCAAGACGGUGUUAUGGAGGAAGACGACAGAGACCCAUCUGAAAUUAACAGUGCUGAUGUCAACAAAGUACUGCAAUCCAGCUUCGUUUACCUGAACAAGAAAAGAAAAUUUCAAGCUGGGCAAUCAAGCUUGCCUCUCCCAAAGCAUAAAUGCUGGGAUCGAACCUCUAGUUCAGAGUCUCAAUCUAAUGAAAACCUGAGAGUAGAAGACUUUAACAUACUCCUAAGCAAGGGUAAAACUGUUGUUGGGGCAAGAGAUAGUGAAUCAGAACUAGAGUCAGCACAAGAUAGCAAUAGUUUUGGUGGAAACUCAGACUCUGCCAUGUCUAUAUCUGGUGAAGCUAAAAUUCAGUUGGAGUUUUUCAAGAAUAGCCUCUAUUCUUUGGAGAGCAGAUCAUUUACAAAAUCCGGUGCUGACAGAGUCCAACAACCAUAUAUUGGCGGAGACCAUAAUUUUCCUCAUAAUGAUUUUGGACCACACGCAUGUUUGAAUUUCGAUGAGCACCUCCUAGAAUAUGGGACCCACAUAGAUUUCAAUUGCUUAGAACUUGGAAAUGAAAACAUUGAGGAAUGUACAGAUAAGGAAGUUGAAGAUAUGCUAUGCUCCGAUGAGCCGUCUCCAAAUAAUUAUGUUCUUUCAUCCGGAAGAUGGAGUGUCAACCAAGAGACUCCACUGAGCCCCAAAAAACUGACCAUUGAUAAAGAGUUUGAGCAGUACUUCUCCAUGCUUACGCUGUAGGAGAGAUUUAUCGAAUAAGAACAGUGAAAAUGUAUAUGUUUAAAAAAAUAUCUGUUGUAUCGGAUGUGACUCAUUGCGGCCUCUGUGUUAUUCAUUGAUCCAUCCUGUAUUCUAUAUUGGCUUGCACAAACUCAUGUUUGUAAGCUCAACAAAUUUAUAUCCUAUGGUAUGUAUUCAUGUAGUUUUUGUUCA
Molecule: messenger RNA, 1194 nt
Organism: Camellia sinensis
Lineage: Eukaryota; Viridiplantae; Streptophyta; Magnoliopsida; Ericales; Theaceae
Product: protein FAR-RED ELONGATED HYPOCOTYL 1
Biological process (GO): maintenance of protein location in nucleus; response to red or far red light
Cellular component (GO): cytoplasm; nuclear speck
Molecular function (GO): nuclear import signal receptor activity
Source: RefSeq, a predicted model, not a curated record